GCCGUUAAUUUGUCAAACACGAAGCUGUGCGUUUCGAUGCCUUUAAUCGCGCGCACGCAAUUGAAGGCUAGCGUGCGAUGUUCUUCCCAAUUUCGAUUUUCCUGGAAAAAGGAAACAGAUAAGAAACGAACAAUCGCACCGACAUUAACUGGUAAAUAAGCUUACAAAAUUCACACAGAUCCACUUAGAAAUUUGGAUUACAGUUAGAUUCUCUCAGCGGAUCCAAAACACACUUCAAUUUUCUUCAAGGAAAAUAUUGAUGGAAGGAGUUGAGGGCGGCGAUGCUGGGUCGGCGGUGGCGCCGUUGGCGAAGUGGAGAGACGAAUUUUCAAGGACAUUUCAAUACUACUUGGACCGGUCGACCCCGAACCCGGUUCACAGGUGGCUGGGGACUCUUGCCGUGGCAGUGGUUUACGUGCUCCGAGUUUACUAUAUUCAAGGGUUCUACAUUGUGUCAUACGGCCUGGGAAUCUAUAUCUUGAAUCUGUUGAUUGGGUUUCUGUCACCAAAGGUUGAUCCAGAGCUCGAAGCGGACGGGGCUUCCCUGCCAACCCGAGGUUCCGAUGAGUUUAAGCCGUUCAUUCGCCGCCUCCCCGAGUUCAAAUUCUGGUAUUCCAUUACAAAGGCUUUCUGUAUCGCCUUUCUGAUGACCUUCUUCUCUGCGUUUGACGUCCCUGUUUUCUGGCCCAUUCUCCUCUGUUAUUGGAUCGUUCUUUUUGCUCUUACAAUGAAGCGCCAGAUAAUGCACAUGAUUAAGUAUAAAUAUGUACCGUUCAGCAUCGGAAAACAGAGGUAUACAGGGCAGAGACCUGCUGCAGCGAACUCAGACUGAAGCUUUGGUCGAAUCAGUGAACGAAAGAAGUGCAGUGUUCGAAUGUUUUUAGUUUUUCUGCACACUUUUUCAUGUUAAUACUCGCAAAGUUCAUAGAUAUGUUUGAAUUUUGCUCACUAUUAGGAUAAUUUGCUUACUAUUAGUACUUAAUGAGCCGUGAAAACUUGCAUAAAUUGAUAAUUCUCACUUGUCACUAACCUGUUCGAUAUCUACCUGUACUUUCGUUCUUCUUCCGCUGUACUUGCUGCUGAAUUACUGAAUGCCAAGUUUUGAGUA
Molecule: messenger RNA, 1108 nt
Organism: Pyrus x bretschneideri (Chinese white pear)
Lineage: Eukaryota; Viridiplantae; Streptophyta; Magnoliopsida; Rosales; Rosaceae
Product: protein RER1B
Exons: 4
Coding region: 260-832 (190 amino acids)
Biological process (GO): protein retention in ER lumen; retrograde vesicle-mediated transport, Golgi to endoplasmic reticulum
Cellular component (GO): Golgi membrane
Source: RefSeq, a predicted model, not a curated record